Molecule: messenger RNA, 1887 nt
Organism: Syngnathus typhle (broad-nosed pipefish)
Lineage: Eukaryota; Metazoa; Chordata; Actinopteri; Syngnathiformes; Syngnathidae
Gene: slc35d1a
Product: solute carrier family 35 member D1a
Exons: 12
Coding region: 113-1084 (323 amino acids)
Cellular component (GO): Golgi apparatus
Molecular function (GO): GDP-fucose transmembrane transporter activity; antiporter activity
Source: RefSeq, a predicted model, not a curated record
CGUGCGUGCCUACGUCACGUAAUUGCGCGUGCACGAGCAAGCCAGGCAAGCGACUGAAUGGCAGAGCGGCCGAAGCCGACGGUCCACAGUGCGGAAUGACAACUCAUCGGGGAUGGCGGACAAACCUCCGACGGUUUUCUUGAAACUCUUCGCCGCCGGCUUUUACGCAGUCAGUUCGCUUAUCAUCGUUGUGGUGAACAAGAGCGUGCUCACCAACUACGGGUUCCCGUCAUCGAUAUGUGUUGGGAUAGGGCAAAUGUUGGCCACGGUGCUUGUCUUGUGGGUGUGCAAGGCAGCGAGGGUGAUCACCUUCCCAGACUUGGACCAGAAAAUACUUGGCAAGACAUUUCCUCUACCUCUCCUUUAUGUGGGCAAUCAAAUAAGUGGUCUAUAUGGAACCAAAAAGCUCAACUUGCCGAUGUUCACCGUGCUCAGGAGGUUCUCCAUCUUGUUCACAAUGUUGGCUGAGGGAUUUCUGCUCAAGAAGAAGAUCUCCAGGUCAGUCCAGAUGACGGUAUUUACGAUGAUACUCGGGGCCUUCAUCGCCGCCAGCGCAGACAUGUCGUUCGACCUGCAAGGCUACAGCUUUAUCCUCCUCAAUGACGUGUUCACGGCGGCCAACGGCGCUUACGUCAAGCAGAAAUUAGAAGCCAAGGAGCUGGGCAAAUAUGGCUUGGUGUAUUAUAAUGCGUUAUUUAUGAUCUUACCCACUCUGCUGCUGGCUCACAUGACGGGAGACAUCCAGAAGGCUAUGGACUACGACGGCUGGUCAGACAUCUUCUUCCUCGUCGAGUUUUUCUUGUCCUGCGUUAUGGGGUUUGUCCUCAUGUACGCCAUCGUGCUUUGUACACACUACAACUCUGCACUGACCACCAGCAUCUUGGGCUGCAUCAAGAAUGUCCUGGUGACAUACAUCGGAAUGGUGUUUAUUGGCGACUACAUUUUCUCCUGGACCAACUUCAUAGGCUUGAACAUAAGCAUCGCAGGCAGCCUGGUUUAUUCGUACGUCACGCUACGAGAGGAGCAACCCAGCAAGGCCAGCGAAAGCACCAAAAUGGACAUCAAGGGCAAGGUGAUUGUAUGACACUGGACUGUUUUUUUUUUUUUUUUUUUAAUUUUGCCAUGUAUGUUUUUUUUUAAUUUUUUUAAACAAUUUUAUUUAUGUCUGAGGAGGAGCUGAUGCUUUUAAAUCAACAGUCUUCUAAGUUACAUUAACGUUACAAUACAUUUUUAAAGGGACGGUAGCAUUUCCAAGUGUUGAAGGGAAAAAUAUUUAUGAAAUUUUUAUACACAUUGUACUGAAGACACACAUGAGAGCCAGCUGUUACUUUCUGACUGGUUUACCUGAACCGCCAGCUGAAAUUCUGAAGAUUUGGAUUGUCAAACAUCUCGAAAUGGUUAAUCGGUUAUCAAAGUCGUUGUCGAUCAAAAUGCGGAUCAAUUCAUUUUUAGAUUCUGACGCAUACGUCAGAUUUGUUUACAAGGAAUGUAACAUGGAUGCCUUCAAUGUCGUGUUUUCUGUGCACUCUUUUAGUCUGUUACCACAUUUUUGCGCAUGCACUGGUACAACUUUGGGAGAGGGUGCAAAAGGAGCAGUUUACUUUUAGCUUGGUCAGUUAGUGCAACAAAAUUUGAGUGAGUUUGUGGUGGGCUGUUAUGUUACACGUUAAUCUGAACAUCCCUCCGCUGGAAAAAAAAAUGUUUGUUGUAUUUUGCAGGUAACUUUUUUAAAGGUCUUAUACAAAUGUUUUGUUUUUAUCAAUUUUAUUUUAGCUUAAAAGUAAGAAUUUUAUUCAAGUAUGGCUUUGUUACUGUAUUUUUUUACAAAAACGCUUUCCGAUGUUGCAACAUUUGUUCCUGUCUAAUUAAAAGAUGAGCCAUUUGGAA